Molecule: messenger RNA, 2808 nt
Organism: Entamoeba nuttalli P19
Lineage: Eukaryota; Evosea; Mastigamoebida; Endamoebidae
Exons: 1
Coding region: 1-2808 (935 amino acids)
Source: RefSeq, a predicted model, not a curated record
AUGGAACGUAUUGCAAUUGAUUUAUAUUCUGGAAAUAAUUCAAUUGAAAUUAGAAAAAAAGCAUCUGAUGCUAUUUCUUCAAUAAAUGGGUUUCAGUGGGCUUGUAAUAUUCUCAAUAAUUGUUCUACAGAACAAUUAGAAAUUAUUUUAUUUUCACUUCAAAUCAUAAAGCAUUGGAUUUAUUUGUUUGAUAAUAAUGACCCACAAUUAAAUGUUUUAUUAAAUUUAUUAAUUGUUUCAUUAAAACAAAUGUAUGAUUUAAAUCAACGUUUACUUUGUAUGAAGAUUGGAGAAUGUUUUAAUGGAGUAAUUUGUAGAAAGUUAGAUGAAAAUGAUUCAAUACUUUCUAUUUAUUUAUCACUAAUAAAAGAUAUUAAAUACUAUCCAUUAAUUGUUUUAUUAUUUCAAUUAUUAUUAGAAGAUCUUAAUUCUACAAAAGUUAAACAAAAUAUAUUAAUUAAACAACGUUUUAUUAUAACAAAUUCAUUGAAAAGAAAUGGGUAUGAAAUUAUUCAAUUUUUAAUUAAAAUGAUUUCAACAUCUCCACAAAAUUCUAUUAUAUCAAUUAAAUUAAUAGCACAAUAUAUUGAUAUGAAAUGUAUUUCAAAUACAAUGUUAAUACCUGGAUUAAGAGAAUUAUUUAUUACAUAUAAACAACUUCAAGAUGAUAUUUUUGAUUGUGUUAAUGAUUUAAUUUCUAAUAAAAACAUUACAAAAGAAGUUAUUCCAUUAUUUUUAGACAUUAUUCAAACUUUCUUAAAAUCAGGUGAUGAUAAAGCUCUUAUUGUUCUUUUAACUUUUAUUAAUUCUUUUGGAUUAAUGUUAAAUCAAGAAAUGGUUUAUUUUAUUCUUCAAAAUUUAUUAAAUUAUUACCAAAUUAAUAGAAAUAAAAUUGAUAUUAUUCAUCAUGAAAUAGAAGUGAUUUAUACAAUUUUAAAACUACCUAAUAAUUUUAAUGUAUUUAAAAUGGGAAAUUCUGAACAACUUAUUAUUCAAUUAAUUCAAUUAAUUAUAUAUUCAUCAUAUCAUUCAACUAAUCAUCAAAUGAAUUGUAUUGACUUCUCUUCUGUUGGUUCAAAUGAAAGUCAAUACAAAAGAGUUCUUAAUUUAAAUAUUAAUACAUUAGAAAUUAUAUUUUUAAAUAAUCCUCAAAUAGUUAUCAGUCAAAUUCAACAAUCUUUAAAUCAAAUAUCUUCUAUUAUUCUUUUAAAACAUUCAAAAAGAUUAAAUGAAAUGGAAUUAGCUGAUUUAACGUCAUUAUGUUAUUUCUUUAUAUUUCUUCAACCAAAGUAUAUUGUUCAUUCUUUACCUUUUCAAGAGUUAUUAACAUUAUAUAAUCCUUUCUUUGAAAUAUUAAAUUAUUUACAAGAAGAAAAAGACUCAGUUAUUUUAAUGGAACUAAUAGAACAAUUAUUAACUGUUUUUGAAAGUUUUUAUACUUGUAUUUCAUUAAUAUAUUCUAACCAAUUUGAUCAAUGGGCAAAUAACUAUAUUCAAAAACUAAUACUAACAAGUCAAAAAUGUUCAUCUUCUAAUGUUUCAAUAUUCUUUAUUAAAACAACAUUUUGUUUUAUUCAAACAAUUGGUAUUCAAUGUUUAAAAUUUCCAUUUACUUCAUCUAUUCAUCAACAACCAUUACAAUUUUUUUCUCAUUUUCAUGGAAUUAUUCAAAUAGAAGCAAUAUCACAAUUCUUAAAUACUCUUAUAAAUUUUAUAGAAUCAAACGAUACUCAAUCAUAUUUCAUUCAAAUAACUUUUCAAACAGUUUUUGAUAAUUUAUGUAUUCAACCAUUAAUAAAUUCAAUCAAAAAUAAAGACCAAUCACUUAUUAAACAUUUAUGUCUCAUCAUUAUUACAUUUGUUAAUGAAACAAGUAAUCUUAAUGUAAUACAAAAAGAAAUCAUAAGUGGACAUAUUAACACAUUAUUUAAAACAUUUGAGCUUUUAGAAUUUUCACAAUUUAAUGAUGAUAUAGUAAAUGUUAUAACUAAAAUGAUAAAGUGUUGUUUUAUGAAAUUAACAAAUACUUUAAAAGAAGAAAUUAUUUCAAUACUUUUACAAAAGUAUAUGAAUAUUUUUUCUGGUCAUGUACUUGAAAUAGUCACAUCUUCAAAUCAAUUAAAAACUAAUGUUAUAUGUAUGUUCAUACAAUUACUUUCUAAAUUUAUUUUAGUAUGGUGCUCUAUAUAUGGAGAUUCUCCUUCUAAAACUUUUUCAGACACUACAUUCUUAGCAUUUUUAUUCUGUUUAAAUGAUAUUGCAAAUAUUCUUUCAGAAUAUACUAUUGGUUCAGAAGUAUUUAGAGAAGGAUUUAAUAUUCUUUUUGAUGUAGUUCAAAUACAAUAUAAAAACAUUGAUGAUUACCCAGAAUUCUCUGAAAUUGCUUCAAAACUUAUUGAAAAUGGAAUACAAUCUUCUGAUAUUGAAAUGGUUCAAACUAUUUCAAAACGAUUACUUGAAUUAAAUAAAACUAUUUCAUUCUUUUCUCUCACUUCAUUACGUUCUUCUUUACCAUCAUUUUUAAAUACAUUUAUUAAAGUACUCAUAUCUUCAAUGCAUAGUUUUGAUGUUUUAUCAGAAUUACUUUAUUCUAUUAUUUCAUCUUCACCCUCUAAUUAUUCUUCAUUUUAUAGUGUUGUAUCAUCUUUCUUAUCUACAACACUAACAGAUGCAAUAAAGAAUAGAUAUUAUCAAUAUUUACUUCAGUACAUUGAAAUAAAACAAGAUGAGUCAUUAGUUCAAUUCCAACAACAACUAAAAUAUUUUGUAAGUGAUUAUUUACUUUUAUUUAAUAAAAGCUGUUCAUAA